Molecule: messenger RNA, 2324 nt
Organism: Manduca sexta (tobacco hornworm)
Lineage: Eukaryota; Metazoa; Arthropoda; Insecta; Lepidoptera; Sphingidae
Product: hornerin-like
Source: RefSeq, a predicted model, not a curated record
GGCUCAUACGACUCGCAGAAAUACAAUGCGGAAGGCGAUUACGCUGACAGCGUUAAGCAUGAUGAUAAACUGAGCCUAUUCGAGAAGCGACCUGGAUCUCAAGCGAGUGGGGUGGUCAUCAAUCAGAACAACCAAGCAGGUUCUGCCUUCCCUGGUUUUGGUUCAGUGUCUACGGAUAAGCCUCUAGCGUUCAGCACUUAUAAGCCAGUGUAUGGAUCCAGCCAAUCUGGCCAGAGCCAUGGCUUUGGCUCUUUUGGAUCUUCCAGUUUUGGUCAAAGUGGUCAAGGAGUCCACACGCCUUCGAAGACUCAAUUUGGUCAGUCAAGCUUUGGGUCCCAACAAACUAUAACUCAAUUUGGUUCUCAAUUCGCCCAAGGAUCUAAACCUGGCUUCGGUUUUCAAACUGUUAAGCCACAGUUUGCCCUUAACCAGCCAUCUCAAGACUCAAGUAUUUUGCCAAGCACGGCAUCUUCUUUCACGCAGUUUGGAAGUCAAUCCGGCCAGCAAUCAGUACAAGGUUUGGACAUCCAACAAAACAAGCCUCUCGAAGGUGUUUUCAGCAAGCCUGGCACCAACAAUUUUGGAUCUUUGACUUCGAACUUGGGGCAAACAGGUUCAUCAAAUGUAGCUGAGAAAGAAUACUCGCCAUCGGUUAGCAACGACAGCCCAGCUCAAGGCGUGGAUUAUCAGAAACCACAGAUUGGAAUUGAUUCAACCCCUGCUUUUGUUAGUGGUGUUAAGCCAGUUGGCUUUGUCUCACAGUCUCAAGGCUCCAGUGCCACUGCCUCUGCAUCUGUCACCGGUUCUCAAACUAGUUUAAGCGGUUUAUCUCCUCAAGUUUUAGGAGGACUUCAAGGCCCAUCCAAAUCGCAACAAGGUCAAUAUUCUCCUCAGCCAUCAAUACCCCAAUUUGGAAGUAAACCUGUUGGUCUAUCAGCUAUUCUCAAACCAGCUUCUGCAUAUCCUCAAAACUUCGGAUUAAUUGGUGACAAGAAGCAGCCGCAACCAGCAGGGUUCCUAGUCGGCUCUGAUGAGUCUAGUUCAGGGCAAAAUUCGCAAGGCGAAGAUCACUCAUACCAUUACAAGCAACCAGCGAAGCCGUUCAACAGCCCUUCAUCAGUAUCACAAGGAUCGAGCCUAUCAGCUGGACAAAUAUCGCAAACAAGCAACCAAUUCUCAAGUUUUAACGCACAGUCGUCACAGAAGGAACAAUCAUCAGCAUCCAGCAAACCUUUCGGAUCAGCUUCUCACACCACAAACUCUGAUGCGUACCAACCAUCCCACAAUGCUGUGACUCAAGCAGCAGUAUCACCAUUCCCUUCACCAUCCCCGAGCCCAGUACCCUCAUUCCCCCAGAAAGUGCCUGCUCAACAAUCGUUCCAACAAGGUUCUAACAAUUUCUUGGGCCAGAAACCUUCAACUCAAAAGGAGCAAUCUUUGUUCGGUCAAACGAGUUCUGUUGCUUUCGUAGAAAGCCAGAAAGCCCCAAUAAGUUCUCAGAAUGCUCCAUCGGUUCCCGCACAACAAUAUACAGGAGAACUGUAUGAAUAUAACAAGCCGCAGCAAGGUAUCCCAGCUCCUACCCCGAGUUCCACUCCUAGCUCAUUAGGAACGUUCGGUCAGCCAAGCCAGGGGAGUUUCUCGCAAGGUUCAUUAAGCUCGUCCCAGUUUGGCCAGCCCUCUUUAUCUGGUAGUAAGCCAGCAUCAAAGCCCCAAUUUGGCUUUGGUCAAAGCAGCCAAUCAGGUUCAUAUUUUGGCAACAAGCAGCAAGGUUUUCAAUCUCAAUUUAACACACAAAAUGUACAUGGAUCGCAAAGUCAGUUUGGUGCUCAACCAUUAAAACCCUUCGGAUCCCAGUUUGGUAACCAAGGGCUAAAGCCUCAAUUUGGAUCACAGUCGUCACAGGGCAGCUUUUCACAAACUCAGCCUUUAAAGCCUUUUGGUAGUAAUUCGCAAUUUGGCGUCUCAGGAACUAAACCUCAAUUCGGCCAGGGGUCCCAAUCUUUCCAAGGUAGUAGCUUCCAACAGUCUACUCAGCAAUCUUCUCAGGGUAACAAGGCCACAAACAUUUACUUACCACCUAUUAGCAUAACUUCGUCUUUGGGUAUCCUAGGAUCAAAACCUCAAGUUGGUCAAGGAUCUCAAUCUUCACAAAGAAGCGUUCAGCAGUCUACACAGUCCAGUCAGUCUGUGACGCAACAGGCUCAAGAAUCCCAUACACAAUUAGGUUCGGGAGCCUAGCAAACCUUUCGGUGUAGCAUCUCAGAUUGGUAGCCAAAACAAGCCUCAAGUCAGCCAAGUGUUCCAAGCUUCACAGGGCUCAU